AACUUUGACAGCGAUUUCGAAAGGAUGUAUCGAUGUAAAUUGUUUUCAUGGAUUAUCGGUCCGUAACAAGUGUCUUAAGUUGGUGUGUGGCCUUGACUGGUUUAUAUUCCUUGCCUUGUGUUUAAUCGCCGUUGACGGGAUUAAAGUGGAACUAAUAAGACGAGUAAUAGUGAUGACAGUUUGUUUAAAAUUCAUCUGAAAGAAGUUACCAUUUCCAGAAGACAUGAAUCAAUAUAUGCUGAUCAAACGAAUUGCGAUAUAUUUUGUAUCUUCUGAAACACUGUAAAAAAGAAGACAAAAAUUAAUUUCAAUUUGGAAAAUGGAUAAGAAAUUCCUUAGUUUCUUACUUUUGUAGUUAAUUGCGCAUUCUAUCUAGAAGAUGUUGAGCAUGAUGUUUCAUGUCAGUAUUUCUAACAUGAGGGUUUAAUCAUAAAUAGUUUAUCACCCUAUCUCAUGGAUAAAACAAGUCAAUGCUGUUCCACAAAUGUUGCCAAUUCUUGAUGAGAAUGAUGAGUCCCCCAGCUGUGGGACUCAUCCUGAUCUUUCUCAUCGGGGGACUAUCAGAAAUCAUUCCUACUCAACCACCUUAUCACUUCACUCGUCGUUCCAAACUGAUAUCUGCAAUCACACCAACCUCAUUACCACAUUCAUCACCUCGAACUCACUUCAACAACGAACAACCUCGUUCGUUGAAACUAAAGCCAUCACUCGAUAUCAUACUUGCAGCACGAACCACUUAUAAAGAACAUGGCAUCAAUAACAAAACUGAUGAUCCUGCUCCACGAAAGAAUGUUCUUCUGUUUGGGAAUAGAAGUCCAAAAUUGUCGAGACGUCUCGGUAAAGAAUCUGUCAAGGAUGUAAAAGAACCAUGGAUGAUACCACCUAAAGAGAGGCAAUUAAGUAAGAUUCUAAUAAACCGUAAAGGAAUACGUAAAUUUACCACAACAGUCCGUAGCAACUUAAAUCCAAGGACUGUAUCUAGUCUCGAAUAUUUAUUGAACUCUUUGUUGAGAAAUAAAAGUUAUCGUAUUACUUUAAGUGUCGAUGGCUCUAAAAAAGAUAAUUAUUUCGUAAAACUCUUCGAAAAUUUGCCAAAUUCCAAUAGCUCAAACUCGACAAUUGAUAAUUCAACAAAGAGCAAACCCGUCAGUGUUCUUAAGUUAGAGAAUGGAACAAAACUUCAAAAACCGAGUACGAAUUUCUCCAGAAAAUCUUUUAUUACGAACAUGCAUGUUCUGGACUUGACAAGAAAGCCAAAACUUAAAACACAGAACAACACUAACUUGUUAAUUGUGACUAUUAAAGAACGGAGUACUACACCGAGUUCUAAAAUAGAACCGAAAUAUGUAAUCGCCACAUCUUCCCCUAUCACUGUGGAUUCAGAUUUCACCUCAUCAACUCGUCCAUCCAUUCUUGAAAGUCAGACACGGAAGUCUCGAAGAUCUGGUAGGAACUUUCCCAUUGCAGGUGAUUCUAAACUUGAAGAAAAGAAAGACAGAAACCAUACAGGUGGUAUCGAAACUCUUUUUCCCAACAGGACGGUUCUGACUAGUUUGACUGAUAAAGCAAAAGCAUUUAACGAUUUGUUUAAUUAUACCUUCCAGAUUUCAGCUCUGGAGAGGGGGUCUUUGUUUCCCCAUGAUCCGUUUCAAGAUACAGAUAAGGAAUUUGGUAAAAGAAGUUCUUUCAUAUCGCCUUACAUCAUUCCAGACCUGGAUAAACUAGCUUCUUCAGUAGUCGAAUCUAACACAAAAAAUACUUCAGUUUAUAACUCUCUUCGGCCACGUCUCAGAACAACUAAAUCAUCUCUUUAUAGAACCACUUAUGGGCAAAGAACUUACUCGGCACCUGCUUCAUCGAAGCAAAAUCAAAGAAAUGGAACGACCCCAAGAUCAAGAAUAAAGGUUAAGAUGCUUCUAAGCGAAACUCGACCGGAGCCAACAUCGAUAGAAAUCGAUAAGAAUGCAACAAUUGCUUUAUUAAAUAACACCAACAACACUAAAGAUUCUUCAGCUUUCUUACCGAAACGUAGUGAUUCGAUUUUCCCUCGUAUAUUUGAGAGAAAACAUCGAAAUAAUACCAGGAUUACACCAACGAGAUCACCAUUAGGAAGAAAAACUUCAAAUUCAACUGAGGCCAGUGAGGACAUACAUCUUCGAGAGACUGUGCGUGAAAAAAAUAACACAGAACAGCUCACUAAACAGUACACAUAUUCAAUAGGAAGAAGCCGACAAUUCAGGCCUUUUGCGAAUAGAUCUACUGUGAUGCCAAAACUUCAGUCAAAUAUUAGCGAGAGUACAUCAUUUGAAAUAAAUGAAGUUAUAACUUCUCCUACUAUUAUUUCAGAAACUCUAUUGAGAAAAAUAAGUGAAAAUCUGGAAAAGAUCAAUGUCACUACUACCACAGAAAAUCCAUCCACUGAUGCCGAAAUUGCUACAGAAACUCUAGAAUUGGACAGUGUUCGCCAGCCUAAAAUGACCGAUAAGGAAAAUCAAGAAAAUAUUGCGGUAAAGAAAUCGAGAAUUGAUCCUAAAUCUUUUUACGAUUACCUAAUGAAAUCAACCAUGGGUCAUUCAUUUUAUAAUUUUACAUUGCCUGAAUAUCGUCCAGGAAGCUUCUUUAGGUAUGACGGAACUUACCCAAGAAAGCCUGUUCUGGACAUGGCAUACACUCGACCACCUCCAUUUUUUAAAGUACGUGUUACAACAAGGCCACCAAUCGUUGAAACAACUAUAGUGCCCACAACGUUUGAAUCAAAGAGAACUUCCAUUCGAGUUUCGAGCACUUUCUAUCCUAAUAGGAUUCAGGACGUCACAAUGCGAUUCGGCAAUGUGAACGAUCCUCCCACUACUCUACCCAGCCCAGUUUCCAAGGAAGGAGAGACUGAUGAAUCUGAAUUUCGAGAUACUGUCGAGCCCGGAUUCACUAUGGAAAAAUUGGCCUACCUCCUUAUAGGCACUUGCUGUGGUCUUAGUAUCCUGUGCUUGUGUGUUGUGGUCAUUGCCAUCAAAUGCAGACGAGCUUUAGUCGAAAAACGUUUGAAGGCUCAGUUCCAGAGACGGUUGUACCAACAUGAGAGAAUGAAAGACUCUCCAUGGCAGCAGCAGAUGUUUGACCACUUCCUUUACUUACAUGGCCAGCCGGAUAACCAAUCCCGGUCCAGUGCCAAUAGCUGCAGCUGCCAGUGUGUUACUUGGUCUCUUGGAGCAAGGAAUCUUGAGGCCUCAAGACCCUUGUGUCCGUCCAACAGUAGAAACAGUCUGUACUUAUGCGGACAGAAGAAACUACCUUUUGGAGCAGCGUCCACUUUACGAUUUGAAUCCAUGCUGAACCGCAAAUCACCAAGCCCCGGGCAGGGUUGUCGAAACGAGUCCCAGAAUUCGGAUUCAUCGAACGAAAAUGACUCUCUAGAGCAGUGUUCGGAGUCGAGGACCAGCACUGGAUCCAGGCAUUGCACUUGCAUCAAUUACACCAUGUGGCCCAUGCCUGGAGAUGUGAGGAGAGGGAUGUAUGGACUGUGCCCAACUGCAGGACACUAUGUAGCUGGAGACUGUACCUAUCAUUCGCCGGAGGACAUGGGUGUGAUGCCCAGAAACUGUCCGCCCCCAGUAACCGGUUCAAAUUAUUUAGACCGAUCGGAAGGUGUUGUUUAUUGGUCUUCAAAUGAUGAGAGACUAAUUUGAGCCAAUGUAUAAAUUUUUGCAAUAAA
Messenger RNA from Argiope bruennichi, 3709 nucleotides. RefSeq lists its product as uncharacterized. The record is from RefSeq and is a predicted model, not a curated record. The transcript is spliced from 3 exons. Bases 471 to 3683 code for a protein of 1070 amino acids. Lineage: Eukaryota; Metazoa; Arthropoda; Arachnida; Araneae; Araneidae.